This is a messenger RNA of Cyclocybe aegerita, 915 nucleotides long. The record is from the annotation of a GenBank genome assembly. Lineage: Eukaryota; Fungi; Basidiomycota; Agaricomycetes; Agaricales; Hemipholiotaceae.
AUGUCCUGCGAAUCUACGAAUCUUUCUUCUUUGGCCCGUUCCAAGCUGCACAAUUCCUUCUCUGCGAAGGAGGGCUGCAGCUUGCAUCGUUGGGUCCUACUCAAAAAUUCGAUUCUCCUCUCGCCUUCUGUCCCAAACAGCGCGACCUCUUCGACUCAGGCUGAAGUCAACCCUGCUUACCCUGUCGACGAUGGCGAGGACGACGACGACGCAGUAGAGGUCACAGGCUCGGUAGAUUCUGAAGCUUUCGUGUUUCCAGAUGCUGAGAAACUUGCCACCCCCAGCAAAGACGUCAAGUCCGAAGCUCAAUGGCUUGAUUCUUUGCUUGAAACGUUAGGCGACGAUGACGACGAUGACGAUUUCCGCGUCGACACGGACGACCACCACAACCCCAGCGACAUUUCGGUGCUGCCAGUAGAUGACGACGACUUCUCCCUCUACAGCCCAACUGUCUCCCCCAUGUCUUCUUCGGACGACCUUCCUAGCCAGCCUGAUUAUUAUUCUUCUCCCAUUUCUGUACCAUAUCCUGUGCCAUAUCCCCCUCUCAUCCAUGCCUACCAUUUCGAUUCUCCUUUUGACCCUCUUGUUUCUCCUGUCUCAUCACCCUAUGAAGACCCGCUGCCCUAUCACGACUUGGACGACAUAGAAGACCUACCCGUACCCGACGCUAUAGAAGACACCUCAGAUGACGAGUCCGACGCUCCCACCACGCCUUCGCUUGGCAGGUCGAGCUCCUCUUUGUCUUUGGUUGAUGCAGCAUCCGUUCCUCUCCCCCAAGAGCGCAGUAGAUUGCGCCAUCCCAUCCCUCGUGUCUAUGUUGAUUCAGAUUCCUACUUCUAUUCGUUCCAGCUUGACCCUCUCCCCUUCCCCGACCAGCACCUCAACAGUCCGUAUAAUCAUUAUCAAGAGUGCUAG